Molecule: messenger RNA, 2263 nt
Organism: Trichomycterus rosablanca
Lineage: Eukaryota; Metazoa; Chordata; Actinopteri; Siluriformes; Trichomycteridae
Gene: ccdc170
Product: coiled-coil domain containing 170
Exons: 11
Coding region: 101-2191 (696 amino acids)
Source: RefSeq, a predicted model, not a curated record
GAGAAACAUUGCAACACGUCUCCUGGGCAUUUACUAUAGAACAUUUAACUUAUUUAGACAAAAAACUACGUUCAUGAGGUAAGCACCAUUUACCAUUGCAAUGGAUGAUUCUGUGAUGCAGCAGCACCUGCUUCACUACAAACAGACCACUGAGUCUGCACGUGAGGAGCUAGCAGCCCUACAGGCCAAAAAUCAAAGUCUCCAUACACAGCUCCUGGAUUGUCGGUCCAAGCUUUCCUCUCAGGAGGCAACGCUGCAAGGGAUGAGAGAUGCAAUUGAGAGGCACAAGGAAACAGAGGCCAGACAGUCAUCUCUUAUUAGUUCCCUUAGGGAGCGUACAAACAACACAGAACAAGAAAUGAGCUCCAUAACGUCCUUCAAAAACAUUUUAGAUAUGAAAUUACAGGCCCUAACCAAGGAGAAUAUGGAGUUAAAAGAGAAAACAUUGGAAAUGGAAAUUAAGUCAAAGGAGUAUUUUGAAGAUUGGAAGAAGACAAAGCAAGAGGCAACAGCUAUAAAGGGGAAGUGUGAGAAUUUCUUGUCCAGACUAGCCAGCAAGUUCUCUGUUGAUUUAACUGAGAUUGAAAAACCCAUGGAGACAAUCAUCUCUUUGGUGGAACUAUGGAGCAGGGAGAGAGAGAGACAGAGGACUCAGAUAAAUGCUCUAGAGGAGAAUGUUAAAUCUCAUGAGGUGGAGUGUAAGGCCAGCAGAGAAACAGUGAAGAGACUAGUUGCUGAUGUGGACCAUGAACAAAAAGUCUCAGCUCUUCGAGCUAGUGACCUAAACUCAGUCAGACAGGAACUUGAAUGUGUUAUGCAAAAGAAACAGAGUUUGGAUGGAGAGAAUAAAAGGCUUAGGAGAAAGCUUGAGGAAAGUGAGCUUGCCCUGGAUGCAGCUAGGGAGGAGUCUGGCGGCUAUGAGAAGCGCUUUCAAGAUCUGGAGCAAAAGCUACUCAGGAGCCAAACAGAUGCCCAGGAAUUAAAGAGUCACAGUGAAGCCUUUUUCAGACAGUCGGUUGUUCUGCUAGGGUAUGAUCCUGCUAGUGAUCUGCCUGAAGAUGAACACAUUUUGGAAAGAAUAAAAGAAGUCUGCAGGAAAGAGAAGACCAGUGUUAUGUCUGUGACAGAGAUGAAGGCCAGACUGGCUGAGGUAUUGCAGGAGCAAGGAAAGCAGUCAGAACUUCAGAGUGUAGCAGAGCAAAAAGAGAAACAACUACAAUACAAACUGCAGGACAUGGAGUCUGAGCUCCUCACUGCAAGAGUGAAUCAAGAUGGACAGAAUCAUGAAAAACAACAAUAUCUGAAGUUUUUGGAGCAGCUUUCGGAGAAACUGAAAAUUGAAAACUUAACUACUGAUUUGGGCUUUGACAUGCGACUUGAGGCAAUACUGGCACGUGCAGAACAGCUGACUCAACAAGAGGGGACUGCUUUAGUUGAAAAUAAAACUUUGGUCUACAGUCUUCAGAAAAAGCUGAAGGAGCAGAAGCAGCGUUUGGAUAGUAAGGAGUUGCACAUAGAGCUGCUGAGGAGGAAGGUGACUCAGCUGGAUGAAGAAAAAAGGAGUCGCUCAGCUCUGGCUGUGGAGCGGGAUGACGCCACACUGGCCAGCAAGAAGCUGCAGAAGAAAGUGGAGCGGCUUCAGGCGGAGCUCAGUGUCAUGCGGCUCUCAACCACUGAGCUUAAAGCACAGCUCUCCCACACCAAUGAGCUCAAGAUCAGGGUGAUGGAACAAGACACAACCAUUGAAGAGCAGAGUAAGAAUCUGGACAAACUAAAGAAGAAUAAGGUGAAAGCGGAGAACAGACUCACCACAGUAAAGACAGAACUCCAUAAUCAGGAACUCAGAGCCAAGGAUGAGCUACAGCAAGCACAGGGGCUGCUCCACAGCCAGGCUAGUGCCAUAACAGAGCUCACCCACAGGGAGAAAAAGCUGCUGGACUUCUUCACUGUUGUAUCUCAGAUGCUGGGGGUGCACAUGCCUGCCUCUAUGCCCAGUAGUGAGGUUAUUAAAAGGCUGGAGGUUCUUCUUCACUCAGGCCAUCACCUCCCCCUGGUCAGCCACUGUAUAGUGCCACAUCAGCACCACAUGGAUCUAAUCUCAGAUGUCUGUGACUGUUCCACAUUUACAGGAGGCUCUCUAGGGACAGAAGCAUGUACCUUCUCUCAGCCACCCACUACAACUACACCCUGAGCAGCAAAGGUCCCUGAAUGUCAAUGUCAGAUUAAAUUAAUGGCUUAUGAUUAUUUGCCCAAUAGGAAGGGA